UUGCUUCCCAAACUUCAGUACAGAAACAGAUCACACGCCGUACAACAACCUAAGGAAUCCAAUAUUAUUUAUAGAAAAAUAUAGUAAAAAAUAAAAAAAAGGCAAUAAAAUGAAUCGCAUUCUGGAAGAUGUGAUCCGCAAGAAUAAACCGAUGGUGGAGCGUAUUACAUCUGAGAACACAAUGGGCUAUGUGGUCUCGGAUAAUGCUGCCAGUGCCGUGGCCGAAUCUUCCUUUGAUAACACCAGUGCCUUGGCCAUCAUCAAGCACAUGAACGGAGCUCUCGUGGGUAUGGCCCAAAGUGUCAUUCGUGACUUGGAUCCGACAAACAAAUUGUGUUACUUACGUGUGGCCACACGUAAAUUCGAAUAUCUCAUUGCCCCGGAGGAGGUCUUUACCAUAACCGUGGUGCAGUAAAUUAUAUCAAAGGGUGCUGUGUAUGUGUGUGUUUGUGUUGAAUAUAACUUAAAUAUAUUAACUGCCUAUGGAAUGCCAAA
Molecule: messenger RNA, 495 nt
Organism: Drosophila willistoni
Lineage: Eukaryota; Metazoa; Arthropoda; Insecta; Diptera; Drosophilidae
Product: dynein light chain roadblock-type 1
Exons: 1
Coding region: 110-415 (101 amino acids)
Biological process (GO): microtubule-based movement
Cellular component (GO): cytoplasmic dynein complex; cytoplasm; centrosome
Molecular function (GO): dynein intermediate chain binding
Source: RefSeq, a predicted model, not a curated record